UGAAAGGAAGGAUUUUGGAGGUAGGUUUAGUGGAGGAAGGGUGGAAGGGGAGGAGGGGUAAAUGGUGGAUUUAGGGAGAGAUUAUAGUGAGCAUGAAUGGAGUGUGGAGCUAGGACCCUUGGUAAGGAGAUUUGAGUGUUUGGAGGGGGUUAUGGUGGAUGUAGACGAAGAUAUGCCCAGCGAAUGAUGAGACGCCGAAGAAGAUGUUGUUUAUAGAGACUUCUACUUUGUUAGUCCAGGAAGUUGAUAUCUCAGAUACUGAUAUUCGGCUAGAUGAGGGUGUGAAGAUAAAGGGAAUUCUAGGAGUUAUCCAAAUUUACCCAGUUUCUUACUUGCUUGUUAUCACAAAACAGAAAUUGAUUCAUGAAAUCCUCAUUCCUUUCAGGAUGAGAAUCUACGAAAUCACUGAAGUUGAUCUGCUUGUUCUUCACAAAGAGGGAGAUGAAAAUAUAGAGUAUAAAGAUGCCAUUAAGAAGAUCAUGAAUUUUGGCUUUUAUUAUUCCCCUGAUGUUGAUCUUACAACUCGGAUCAACUGAGAGUUUAAUUCUCAAGAUUCUGAAGAAAGGAAGUCAGAGAUUAUUAAGGAUAUUCCAAAGGAAAAUUUAGCGAAUCUUGACAAUCAAGAUAAGUUCUGGUGGAAUAAAAGACUGUAUCAAAGUCUGGAGCUGUGCGGUAUCCCAGACUCGCCAUGGAGAAUCAGGAUGAUCCGAGGCCAUGUUGAGCAAGAAGAGAUCUUUAUUGGGAGUAGCUCUCUGAUAACUGUAACCUUGAUCUCUCGGAAAGCUACACUCAUGGGUGGUAUUAUUGAUACAGGCAUUGAUGAUGACGGAAGUGUCUCACAUUAUGUAGAGACAGAGCAAUGUCUUGAAAUCGGCAAUAACUUCCUUUCAUUUGUGAUGGUCAGAGGAGCAGUUCCUUGCUUCUAUGACACUGAACUUCAGAGAGAGUUUGAAAUGCAUGAUGCAGCUUUUAAAUUUCAUAUAAAGAGCAUGAUCGAGGACUAUGAAAAGAUUAUUUUGAUUAACUUGCUGGAUACUAAUAAUGUAUAUGAGGCCUCUUUAACAAAAUUUUAUGAGUUUUUGGUUAAAAACAAUCUUGACAGCUUCAAUAAAUGAUUGAGAUAUCGCCUGAUUAACUACAGAGAAGAAGCACUUAGAGAUGAUAUGGAGAAAAACAAGCAGUUAAAGGAAACUGCAGAGGCAAUGAAAUUUUUAUGGGUGAAUUCAGACGGAAUUGUUAAAGAUACACAGAAAUGAGUUCCGAGGUUCAAUUGCCUAAAUGGGCUCCACAGAUCGAACCAAUGCCAAGAGAAGGUCUCUAUACUUGUCUUAAGACGAAUCAUAAGAGCACUACAUGAUGAGUAUAUUAUUGAUGAGAUUAAGGUCAGAUGGAAACUUCUGUUUCCUAAAAUAGAGGGAAUGUAUAGAGCAAAUCAAGCAAAAAUCUGAAUUGAGAGUGGCUGUCAUUGUAUUGGAAACAAAAAGCAAGAGGACGAUGGCUAUCUGCAAUCAAUGUAUAACCAGGUCACUUCUAUUGAGAAAUAUUUCUCUAAUUUUGUGGGAACUAACCAAGACAAAGAGGAUAAUCUAUACCAAGAAGCACUAGAGUAUACUAGAGGUCUAACAAUGAAACAAGAGGGAGCAGCAGAUAAUAGUAUCGAUAAAUAAACUAUUCGAGGAAGAACAAAAAUACUCCAGGAUUAAUAGGUACAAGUUCGGGUUUCUCACCUGGAACCUUGCUGGCAAGAAUUAUGAUGAAGAUAUGGACUUUUACAAUACACUUCAGUCAAAUAACCCUUCUUUGGUUGAGCCUUCAGAUAUUUAUUUUGUUGGGUUCCAGGAGACAAGAAAAUUGAAUGCUUUUGCCAUUCUGAAAGGAGCAAGUAAGACACGGAGUCAUCGCCUCAAGCAAGAGGUUCUUCAGGCCUUAAAUCAGAUAGCGAGAAAGCAAGAUUGCGAUUGUGAAUAUCUCUGCUUUUCUGAAGUAUCGAUGUGAGGACAAUUGAUUCUAGGGUACUGUAAAUCCUCAAUAAAAUGGAAAAUCAGCAAGAUCGCAACAACCAAAAUUAAGCAAGGGUUUGGUGGUAAAACAGGAAAUAAAGGCGCAGUAGUUGUCAGGUUCAAUCUAGAUGACACAAGUAUAAUUGUUGUAAAUGCUCACCUUGAAAGUGGACAGAAAAACCUUGUUGAACGUAUUUCUCAGUUCCAAGACAUAAAGGAAAACUGCGUUGUCGGAAGAAGAAAGAAAAAUUAUAAAUUUUCUUCUCACAAAUGAAAGUUUUUCAUGGGAGAUUUAAAUUUCAGAAUAAACCUAGACUAUGAGGAAGCUAAAGUUUCGUCCCAAAACUUCAGUGCGGAUGACCAGAAGAUCUUAAGAGAGAAAGACCAAUUGAAUAUUGCGAAGGUUACUGAAGAAGUUAUGAUCGAUGUUAGAGAAGGUCAGCUUAACUUUAAACCAACUUAUAAAUACGAUGAAAACAGCGAUGUUUACGACACAUCUAAAAAGAUGAGAGCUCCAGCUUGGUGAGAUAGGAUCCUGUGGUUCGAAAAUGAGAAGCAUAUUGAUCAGCUGAGUUAUGAGAGGAAAGAGAACCAGUUCUCAGACCACCGACCUGUAAUAUCUUUUAUAAGUGUUAUGACUUAUACCCAUGAUAGUAAACUUAUGAGAGAGUUGAAGCAACAAAUGGUUCAGCAGAGGAAAGAAGAGUAUUUUAAAAGUAGAAGAGAUACUUAUUUCAACUACGCUGUCACAGGGAAGCUAAAGCUUAAAAAGUCUAAGACAAGUAUUGGAGAAGACUACCAGAGCCCGCCUUCUUCUCCUAGUAGGAGACAUGACUUUGUAGUAAAGAAAGAUCGUACACCAGGAUCUAAAAAGAAAGAAUUUCACCUGGAAUUAAGCCCAGAUAGAGACUAUUUUCAAGACUAAGACAUAAUUCAUGACUUAAAAUUCAAACAAAUAUUAUCUGGAUUAUUUUAAGCACUCUGCGCAUACAUCAAAAUCUCAUAGAUCUCAUCUUUGGGAAAUCUUGCAUGCUUUGUUAGCAUCAUGGGAUGCCUUGAUACAAUUUUUGCCUUUGAUAUCACACCCCCAAGAAAACGUAAUUGGGAUCGCUUGAAGGUGUGUUUUAUGCUUAUGAAUUUUUUUGUUUGUGGUAAUAUAAUCUUCGAAAGGAGAUACAUAUCAUUUCUCACAAAGCACUAGCUUACAAUCGAAGCAGACCAAGUACCUGAUCUUAUCGCUUCCUUCUCCAUUGCAAGCAGUGGAUUUAUACUUUCCGUAACAGUUUAGUCUAGCAGCCUCAGGUAAGUUCACUCCAAAAUACAUUUUCAUUGGGUGAGGAUGAGUUAAAUGCAUUAAACCUUCUUUUGGGUAAGCUUUAAGAUCAUUUUCGUCAGAAUUUCCUCCGUAAGCUAAGAUGCAUUUCUCUCAGAAAUCUACGUCUCAUCUUGAGCAAUACCAGGAUUCCCCAUUUGUAGUUACUUUCUUUUCAGUACCAGAGGAGGCACAUCCAUGCUUGAUAAUCUUCAGACCAUCACAGAACCAAGAAUUAGACUUGCUCAUCUUAUGUAAGAAGCAAGGGUGUAGAGCGGGGUUGAAAAGUACAGCCUUUAACAGAUUUUUAUCACAGUCUUCCUUGUGCUCAAUGAUCUGAGAUCUUGGGAACUCAAUAUCACAGUGCUCACACUUGACUUUAAUGUGAUUUAUCAUCCUCUGAACAAACUUAUUCACGUUUAGCGCUAGCUUUGUUGUUUCAGAUACGCAUCUGUUUGGACAUUUAUCAAGCUUAGGGCCACAGUCUUGGCAAACUAUAGUUCCGCAGCAAUCAGUUUCAAGAACUUUGACAGGAAUUUCAGUGCAAAUUAUGCACUCUAGCUGGUCGCCAGUGAUGCUGUAUUGGGUUUCCAUUUUUGA
Messenger RNA from Moneuplotes crassus, 3912 nucleotides. Lineage: Eukaryota; Ciliophora; Spirotrichea; Euplotida; Euplotidae. The record is from the annotation of a GenBank genome assembly.